AUGUCGACUGUACGACGUGAUAGACUUGUAAGCAUCGAAGCCGAGGCACAAGCACGAUGGUCGAAGGAGAAAAUUUACGAGUUGGAUGCUCCACUAAAAGGUGAAGAAACGCAGCCGAAGUUUUUCACAACGUUUCCGUAUCCCUACAUGAAUGGGCGGUUACAUCUCGGUCAUACCUUCUCCCUUACAAAAUGUGAGUUUGCCACACGUUUCUGGCGGAUGAAAGGGUACCGGUCGUUAUGGCCAUUUGGUCUUCAUGUAACGGGAACGCCCAUCGCUGCCUGCGCACAGAAAAUAAAGUUGGAGAUGGAACUUUACGGCAACCCUCCACAAUUUCCCGCGGAGGUGGAGGACAAACCGUUGGAGAAGAAAGAUGAGGUGGCUACAAUUGGUCAACACAAGGGCAAGCGUGGUAAAGCAGGUCCUGCAAAACCACAAUGGAUUAUUAUGCGCACGAUGGGGAUCGAGGAGAGUGAAAUACCAAAAUUCGCCGAUCCGCUGCACUGGUUUGACUUCUUCCCUCCACUCGCUAUUCAAGACUUAAAGCGCCUUGGUUGCCAUAUUGACUACCGCCGCUCCUUCAUUACGACGGACCGCAAUCCGUAUUAUGAUCGCUUCGUCUCAUGGCAGUUCCGAAACCUUCGCAGCUCCAAUUACCUCCACUACGGCAAACGAUAUUGCAUUUACUCUCCACUGGAUAAACAACCUUGUGCUGAUCACGACCGAGCAAGUGGUGAGGGCGCCCUGCCGCAAGAAUAUACCGUUGUUAAGCUGAAGGUAAAGAAUCCCCUGGAGCAGCCGGCACUUGCACCAUUCAGCGAAAUUAUUGGUAAUCGUUCAGUGAUUCUUCCGGGGGCGACUCUGCGCCCGGAGACGGUCAUUGGCCAAACAAACUGUUGGGUUUCUCCCAACUUCUCGUACAUGGCAUACAGCAUUCUUAAUGGCACUGGGGAGGAGGAGAUUUACAUUAUGACUUCUCGGGCUGCGAGAAACCUUGCCUAUCAGAACUUUACGGUGAACGGGAAAACUGGUGUGGACCCGUCGCCACUGUUUGAGGUGGAUGGUGCCAAACUCAUUGGUCUGCCGCUCUCUGCACCUUUGUGCCCGUACGAUACGAUUUACACACUUCCAAUGCAAAGCAUCAUUGAGACAAAAGGUACUGGUGUGGUUAUGUCCGUUCCGGCUGAUAGCCCAGACGACUACAUCAACUACGUGCAACUUGUGAACAAACCCGACUAUCGGGCGAAGCUUGGUUUGAAAGACGAGUGGGUAGCUAAUAAAAUUGUUUCACUAAUUGAGGUUCCAGGGGAAAUGGGCCGUGAAAGUGCCAAAUACAUGUGUGAGAAACUGAAGAUUAACGGCCCCAAUGCCACGGAUUUGCUUGAGGAGGCCAAGAAGGUAAUUUAUCAAGCUGGGUUCUACCAAGGCGUGAUGAUUGCUGGGCCAUUCGCGGGUGAGAAGGUUUCCGCUGCGAAGGUGAAGACAGUGAAACUUCUGGAGGAGCAGAACGCCGCCAUUCGUUACUACGAACCCGCGCGCAUCGUCGUUAGUCGUUCAGGGGAGGAAUGUGUUGUCGCCCUAUGCGACCAGUGGUACAUUGAAUACGGCAAGGAGGAGUGGAAGGAGAUGGUUAUGCGGCACCUAAAGAACAUGAACCUGGCUCCUGUCGUCCGCAAUGGGUUCGAGGAGACACUCAAUUGGCUUGCCGACUGGCCAUGCAGCCGCAACUUUGGGCUUGGGACCAAGUUCCCCUCUGACGAAGGAGGGACAAUGAUUAUCGACAGCUUGAGUGACUCCACCAUCUAUAUGGCGUACUACACAAUUGCUCACUUCUUGCACAAGGGGGCCGAUGGUAUUCACCGUCUUGACGCGCAUCACGAAAAUGCGCUUGGUGUGGAGCCGGAAAUGUUCACAGAUGAGACAUUCGAUUACAUUUUCCGCGGUAGAGGCACACCGGAGUCCGUUCAUGCUGUUAAUGGUCUCCCCACAGAAGCGGCCGAAAAGAUGCGGCGGGAAUUUUUAUAUUGGUAUCCUGUUGACCUCCGGUGCUCUGGGAAGGAUCUCAUUCAAAACCACCUAACGAUGUUUCUCUAUAAUCAUGCGGCGAUUUGGCCCGACGACGAGAGCAAGUGGCCGCGAUCGGUUUUCGCCAACGGUCACGUCCUCGUAGACAACGAAAAAAUGUCCAAAUCGAAGGGGAAUUUCAUGACAUUAGAGGAGGCAAUAAACGAAUACGGCAGUGACGCAACUCGCCUGGCCUGCGCGGAUGCAGGUGACACAUUGGAUGACGCGAACUUUGUCCGUGAAACCGCUACAGGAUUUAUUAUGAAAUUAACGACAGUAAUUGAUGGGUCGGAGGAGCUGUUGAAGAACAAAAGAUCUCUGCGGGGCGGAGAGUUUAACAUUUUUGAUAGAAUAUUCAGCAACACCAUUAAUACUAUCAUCAUUCGCGUGGAAAAGUACUACACAAAUAUGCAGUUCCGCAAUGUGCUUAAUGCGGCCUACCAUGAGUUGUCUAACGAGUUCAGUCAGUACAAACUGAACUGUGACACGAUGCAAAUGCAUGCGGAUCUUGCUGAACGUUACCUCGAGGUGAUAACACUCCUCCUCGCCCCUAUUGCCCCCCACUUUUCAGAGUACAUGUGGACGACUGUGCUUGGUCGAAAAACUUCUGUUGUACUGGAACCGUUUCCGAAGGUAACGGCCCCUGUCGAGUAUGCCACACUUGUUGCGAGUCGCGUUUUGACAGAUGUCGUGAAGGAGAUCCGUGCGCAGGUAACGAAAGCACAAAAGAAACGUGGCCCCAUCACUGAGGUUUGUGUGUACACUUCUGGUGCCUACUCCGAGUGGCAGGUGAAGGCGCUUGGGCUUCUACGCGAGUUGUAUGAGGCCAACAACAAGUCAUUUCCCGCAGAGUUCUCGAAGGCUGUGAUGGCGCGGCGGCAGGACUGGAUGACAAAAGAUAUCCUUCCCGAUGUGAUGGCUUUUGUUUCUUUCACCAAAAUGAACGUGGAGCAGUACGGGGAGGAGGCGCUAGCAUCAACUCCAGCAAUUAACGACAUGGAAGUAUUGAAGGAGGUACAUGCGAGCGUAUGCAAGUUAUCAGGUGUGCCAACGGUACAUAUUCUAUCCAAUGAAGACGAGACGUACACAGAACAUCGUGUGGCACGUAAGAAGUGCCGUCCGGGUGAGCCUUCCGUAGCCUUUCCGGACAAGAAGGCAUGA
Molecule: messenger RNA, 3225 nt
Organism: Trypanosoma brucei brucei TREU927
Lineage: Eukaryota; Euglenozoa; Kinetoplastea; Trypanosomatida; Trypanosomatidae
Product: leucyl-tRNA synthetase, putative
Exons: 1
Coding region: 1-3225 (1074 amino acids)
Biological process (GO): leucyl-tRNA aminoacylation
Molecular function (GO): aminoacyl-tRNA deacylase activity; leucine-tRNA ligase activity; ATP binding
Source: RefSeq, a predicted model, not a curated record